ACAUAUGCACAUAUCUUCGACUCUUAGGAAAUUGUUUUGGAAACUUCUGAAUUAUCGAUAUAGCAAAAUAAUAAAUAUUUGCCGCUUUUAGUUCUGUAGUGGCAUUUUGCUCAGCAAAGAUAUAAUAACAAUCUAGAGGCAAUAUGGUAAUUACUAACGAUAUCUCUUUGCCCACUGAUGAAGAGUUAACAGUGCAAGAGUUGAAUUUGUCCACUUCGGCCCUUCGAGCUGGUGCAUUUCAUUUAGGGAAACAUUGUGAAAAUCAGAAUAAUGAAUUUAUGCUAUGUCGACAAGAGUUAGACGACCCCCGGGCAUGCAUUAAUGAAGGCAAAGCAGUAACUAGCUGCGCUUUGGACUUUUUCCGGAAAGUAAAAAAGACUUGCCAUGAAGAGUUUCUUCAAUAUGCAACUUGUUUAGACAAAAGCAGCGGCAAUAUGGCUUUUGGACAUUGCCGAAAGACACAAGGUGUUUUUGAUAAAUGCGUAUCCGAUAAUUUAGGUAUUGAUCGUCCUGAAUAUGGCUACUUUACUCGAGCAAAGAUUCACUCCACUGAACGUGAAGCUCCUGCUAAACCUAUAAAGAAGGAAUAUCCUGAUGCUACACCUGGUCUGCCAGAUGAUUACCCAAAGCCUCCAGCCAAAUAUGGAUCCCGUUUUCAUUGGCUGGAAUAAACUACAAUCACUGUUAUAUAUCACUGCGUCAGUCUUUAGUAAAAAUACGGUGUGUAAAUAGUGAAUUCUCAGAUUAAUGCAUAUUUGAUUGUUAUUGAGAAAGGGAAUAUGUCAUAUAUGGAAAAAAAUAUAAUUCAAUAAUUAAUUAACUA
Messenger RNA from Bactrocera tryoni, 823 nucleotides. It is a transcript of the gene ND-19, whose product is annotated as NADH dehydrogenase [ubiquinone] 1 alpha subcomplex subunit 8. Lineage: Eukaryota; Metazoa; Arthropoda; Insecta; Diptera; Tephritidae. The transcript has 4 exons. The record is from RefSeq and is a predicted model, not a curated record. Gene Ontology annotation, biological process: mitochondrial electron transport, NADH to ubiquinone. Bases 144 to 671 code for a protein of 175 amino acids.